Molecule: messenger RNA, 1344 nt
Organism: Hyaloscypha bicolor E
Lineage: Eukaryota; Fungi; Ascomycota; Leotiomycetes; Helotiales; Hyaloscyphaceae
Product: uridine kinase
Exons: 9
Coding region: 1-1344 (447 amino acids)
Cellular component (GO): cytoplasm
Molecular function (GO): kinase activity; ATP binding
Source: RefSeq, a predicted model, not a curated record
AUGGCAGAUACUCUGAGCAAACGGGCUCAUUACUCACCACCAUGGGCCGAUGUUAGCAUAAUUGGAAUUGCUGGAAGCUCGGGAUCGGGUAAAUCAACGCUAUCUCACGCCAUCGUCUCUAAAUUGAACCUUCCUUGGGUAGUCAUUCUGUCAAUGGACUCAUUCUACAAAACCCUGGAUGUAGAAGCAUCGAAGCGAGCAUUCAAUAAUGAAUACGAUUUCGAUUCCCCAGACGCCAUAGAUUUUGAUGUUCUCGUCGACAGGCUACGUGAUCUGAAAGCUGGAAGGAGAGCCGAAAUUCCAAUUUACUCGUUUGCCAAACACGCCAGAGAAAAGGAGACCACAUCUAUCUACUCCCCUCACGUGUUGAUUCUGGAAGGAAUCCUCGCUCUAUACGACCCCAGAGUUCUUCAUCUUUUAGACAUGAAGAUAUUUUGUGAAGCAGAUGCAGACACUUGUCUCUCAAGAAGAAUUCUCAGAGAUGUGGAGGAGCGUGGCAGAGAUAUUGAGGGCUGCAUUAAGCAGUGGUUUGCAUUUGUGAAGCCCAAUUUUGAAAGAUAUGUCGAGCCUCAGAGGAAGGUCGCGGAUAUCAUUGUACCAAGGGGUGUGGAGAACAGAGUCGCAAUUACGAUGGUGAUCCAAUACAUCGAGAGAAAAUUGAUAGAGAAAUCCAAGGCUCACCGAGCCGAGCUCAAGAAAUUGGGUCAAAGUUCCGAAGACGACCCUCUCUCUGAGACCGUCACCCUCCUGGAACAGACUUCCCAGCUUCGAGGAAUGAAUACGAUCAUCCAAGACACUGACACAUCGGCCGAAGACUUCAUCUUUUAUUUCGAUAGGUUGGCCACUUUAUUGGUUGAGCAUGCCAUGAAUAAUGUCUACUUCAAAGAAGCGACUGUCCUGACUCCGGUUGGGACCCAAUACCACGGCUUGGCCCCGAUUGGAGAGACUAGCGCAGUUGUCAUUCUUAGGGCAGGGUCGGUCUUCGAGACUGGACUAAAGCGAGUUCUACCAGACUGUCGAACCGGACGUCUACUAAUCCAAUCCAAUGUGCGAACUGGCGAACCGGAGCUACAUUAUCUCAAGCUCCCGGAGAAUAUCGAGACACACGAUAGCGUGUUGAUCCUCGACCCACAGAUGUCGAGUGGCGGUGCAGCUUUAAUGGCAGUCCAGGUUCUCCGCGACCAUGGUGUUGACGAAGAGAAGAUCGUUUUCGUCACCUACUUCGCCGGAAGAUUGGCUCUGAAUAGGCUAACAAAAGUGUUUCCCAGUGUCAAGGUCGUGGUGUGCACGAUUGUAGCUGAUUUUGAGGAGCGCUGGAUUGAAAAACGAUACUUUGGUUGUUGA